Molecule: messenger RNA, 642 nt
Organism: Dioscorea cayenensis subsp. rotundata (Guinea yam)
Lineage: Eukaryota; Viridiplantae; Streptophyta; Magnoliopsida; Dioscoreales; Dioscoreaceae
Exons: 2
Coding region: 1-642 (213 amino acids)
Source: RefSeq, a predicted model, not a curated record
AUGGAGGAGCCUAGGAAGACCCUAUCGGAAUAUGAAAGGCCACAGUUCACCGGAGAAGAAUUUAGUGUCCAAGUACCAACCGUUCCGGCUAAUAACUUUGAAAUCAAGGCGAGUACCAUAGGGAUGAUUCAGAAUUCAGUACAGUUUGAUGGUCUAGCGGAUGAGGAUCCCCAUGCCCAUCUUGCUCGGUUCCUUCAAAUCUGCUCCACUUUCAAGAUCAAAUUAGUGUCAGAUGAUGCCAUCAGACUGAGGUUGUUCCCGUUCAGCUUGAGAGAUGCAGCAUACGGAUGGCUCACAUCCCUUAGCUCCCGGGGUCCGUCACCACUUGGAAGGAAAUGGUCGAGAAGUUCCCUAGCCCGAUAUUUUCCUCCAAGCAAAGGUCGCAAGAUUGAGGACGGAGAUAUCGUCUUUCAGCUUAUUGAUGCAGCGGCAGGUGGUUCUUUAAGCAACAAGCUUCCUGAAGAGGCCGAGGAAUUAAUUGAGAAUAUGUCCAGCAACGAGUGUCAUUGGAGCACUAGACAGAAGCCUCCAAGGGCUGCAGGGCUGUAUGAGGUGAAUGAAUCCACAGCAUUGGCUGCGAAGAUUGAUGCCUUGACGAAGCAUAUCGCUGAGCAGAAUUCAAAGCAUGAUGCCCUAGCAUGA